Columba livia (rock pigeon) is the source of this 3876-nucleotide messenger RNA. It is a transcript of the gene ACAP3, whose product is annotated as ArfGAP with coiled-coil, ankyrin repeat and PH domains 3. Gene Ontology annotation, molecular function: protein binding; GTPase activator activity. The coding region runs from base 398 to 3076 and encodes 892 amino acids. The transcript is spliced from 26 exons. NCBI's taxonomy places the organism in Eukaryota, Metazoa, Chordata, Aves, Columbiformes, Columbidae. The record is from RefSeq and is a predicted model, not a curated record. Gene Ontology annotation, cellular component: cytoplasm.
CUGUCACGGCCACAAAACACAGGCGUCGGUGUGCGAGAACCCGUCCUCACCUACAAACAAAGCGGGACGCACCGCCGACCGAACGGCGAAGGGAGCCGGGGGCAGCCUGCGGGGACACGGCGACACCGCCCCUUUGCUCGGAGGGGACCCGCGAGGGGACCCGGCCCUGCGCGCCGCGGGGAGGCGGCGUUGGGCGGCGUUUGGCGGGCGGCGUUGGGCGGCGUUCGGCAGCGUCCGGCGGCGUUCGGCGGCCGCGCUCGCUCAUCCCCGCCGCGGCGGCGGGCGCGGGGCGGGAGGGGGCGGGCGGGCGCUCGGCCGAGUGCGUCCUGGGGCCGCUCGGCGGGCGAUGCGCUUCCUGCGCUGAGCGCUGAGCGCGGCUGCGGCCCGAGCCGGCAGGAUGACGGUGGAGUUCGAGGAGUGCAUCAAGGACUCGCCCCGGUUCCGGGCGACCAUUGAUGAAGUGGAAACAGAUGUUGUGGAGAUAGAGGCAAAGCUUGACAAGCUGGUGAAGCUAUGCAGCGGGAUGAUCGAAGCGGGCAAAGCCUACAUCACCACCAACAAGCACUUCGUCAGCGGGGUCCGGGACUUGUCGCAGCAGUGCAAGAAGGAUGAGAUGAUUUCGGAGUGCCUGGACAAAUUUGGAGACAGUCUGCAGGAAAUGAUCAACUAUCACAUGAUCCUGUUUGACCAGGCCCAGAGGUCAGUCCGGCAGCAGCUGCACAAUUUUGUGAAAGAUGACGUCCGGAAGUUCAAGGAAACCAAGAAGCAGUUUGACAAGGUGCGAGAGGACAUGGAGAUCUCACUGGUGAAGAACGCCCAGGCGCCGCGGCACAAGCCACACGAAGUGGAGGAGGCAACGGGCACCUUGACCAUCACCAGAAAGUGUUUCCGGCACCUGGCGCUGGACUACGUGUUACAGAUCAACGUCCUGCAGGCCAAGAAGAAGUUUGAGAUCCUGGAUGCGAUGCUGUCCUUCAUGCACGCCCAGUACACCUUUUUCCAGCAGGGCUACAGCCUUCUCCACGAACUGGAUCCCUACAUGAAGAAACUAGCCACAGAGCUGGACCAGCUGGUGAUCGAUUCUGCAGUGGAGAAGAGGGAGAUGGAGCACAAACAUGCCAUGAUCCAGCAAAGGACCCUCCUGCAGGACUUUUCUUACGAUGACUCAAAGGUGGAGUUUAAUGUCGAUGCCCCGAAUGGCGUGGUGAUGGAAGGCUACCUUUUCAAGAGAGCCAGCAACGCUUUCAAAACAUGGAAUCGGAGGUGGUUCUCCAUACAGAACAGUCAGCUGGUCUACCAGAAAAAGCUAAAGGAUGUCCUCACGGUGGUGGUUGAAGACCUGCGGCUCUGCACUGUCAAGCCAUGUGAAGACAUAGAGAGGAGGUUUUGCUUUGAGGUCGUCUCGCCUACCAAGAGCUGCAUGCUGCAGGCGGACUCGGAGAAGCUGCGUCAGGCCUGGAUUCAGGCUGUUCAAGCCAGCAUCGCUUCUGCGUACCGGGAGAGUCCGGACAGCUACUACAUCGAGAGGCUGGACCGAACUGCUUCCCCAUCAACGAGCAGCAUUGAUUCUGCCACCGACUCCCGGGAGCGCAGUGUGAAAGGAGAGAGCAUCUUACAGAGAGUGCAGAGCAUCCCCGGCAACGACCAGUGCUGCGACUGUGGGCAACCAGAUCCCCGCUGGGCCAGCAUCAACCUGGGCAUUCUGCUGUGCAUCGAGUGCUCCGGCAUCCACAGGAGUCUGGGUGUUCACUGCUCCAAGGUCCGAUCUCUCACGCUGGAUUCCUGGGAGCCAGAGUUACUGAAACUGAUGUGCGAGCUGGGGAACAGCACCAUGAAUCAGAUUUACGAGGCGCAGUGUGAAGAGUUGGGACUGAAGAAACCAACAGCCGGGAGCUCCAGGCAGGACAAGGAAGCCUGGAUCAAGGUGAAGUACGUAGAGAAGAAAUUCCUGAAGAAGCUGCCGAACGGGGAGACUCUGACCGAGAGCGAGCGGAAACCUCGGCGCUGGUGCGUCAAGAAGUGCCAGAGACACAACAGCACCACGAAAGCGCCCACGGCUCGUAGAAAGUACCGUCACGAGGCUGGCAAUGCGUCCCCGGCCAUGCUGUCAUCAGCUGCUACGCUGGAGAGGAAGUUCCGCCGGGAUUCGCUGUUCUGCCCCGAUGAGCUGGACUCUCUCUUCUCCUACUUUGACACCGGCGCCGGCUCCGGCCCACGCAGUGCCAGCCACAUCUCUAUGCAGCAUCCGCUAGCAGGUGGCCCCUGGAGUGGCAGUGGCAUUGGUCCCGGUGGGAGCGGUACGCCGUUCCUCCUGGACGGAGGUCUGAGCAGUGACAGCGGGCUCGGGGGGAGCACGGACGGCAGCACCGAUAUCCUGGUGUUUGGCUCCGUGGUGGACAGCGUGACGGAGGAAGAGUGCGAAGUGUCGGAGGAGUCGAGCGGUGAAGCGGAGAUUGAACAGGAGGCAUCGGAUUUGGAGGACCUGAGGGAGCUGCAUCCGGGCUUGUUGAUCUACAAGGCGGCGCAAGCCCGAAACCUGCCUCUCAUGGCAGAGGCGCUGGCACAUGGUGCUGAGAUCAACUGGGUGAACGAUGAAGAUGAAAACAAAACUCCUCUGAUUCAAGCUGUGAUGGGGGGCUCCUUGAUAGCCUGCGAAUUCCUGCUGCAAAAUGGUGCCGAUGUGAACCAAAGAGAUAUCCGCGGCCGGGCCCCCUUGCACCACGCCACGUACCUGGGGCACACCGGUCAGGUCUGCUUGUUCCUCAAGCGAGGCGCAAACCAGCACGCGGUGGAUGGCGACGGGCAGGACCCGCUCAGCAUCGCUGUCCAGGCGGCCAACGCGGACAUCGUCACCUUGCUGCGUCUGGCUCGAAUGAACGAAGAGAUGCGAGAAGCGGAGGGUCCCUUUGGACAACCAGGAGAUGCCACGUACCUGGACAUCUUCCGGGAGUUCUCGCACAUGGCUUCCAACGACCCGGAGAAACUCAAGCGGAGGAGCCUCCACUUCAGCCACUCCUGCCGAUUAAAACCUGAGCGGCUGAGCGGGUCUAACGGCCAAGCUGAGCUCAGCUCCUGAGCAAAGACGUUCUCGGGUUCGCCUGGUCUCGGCUUUUGCUUCCCAAGUGGGGAACAGGCGUUCUGGUGGUAAUUCCAGAAUCAAAUGCGUUCAGACCGCAGGCUUCGGUCCCUGCCUUGCAGCACCCGAAUGCGGCUUCAGGUUAAUUAGGCUGAUCUUGCAGCUCUCAGUGCCUUUUCUACGUCGCUAUUUCUGGGAGAAUCUCCCAUUUCUGGGUGUAUGCAAAUACUCACGUUCACAAUGCUGCACCAGCGCCCGUCCCUGAGAUGAACUACAGGUAAGUCCUGAGCAUUGAGCGUGCCAGUGAGCCUGAAGUGCUCCCAAACCCAAUCUGCUGCAAAAAUGUUGGUAAAACCCUUCAUUUCGCUGCGUGUCACCCCUGAGGAUCCCUCUACCACUGAGACAUCGGGUUUAGCGUGGACCAGGCAAUAUAAAACCGGUUCUACGGAGACUUCACAGCAAUACUGAACCAGAAUCCAGGUCCGCGGCUCCCUGUCUCAGGAGGGUCGGACUCUUCUGCAAGGCAUGGCUUUCAGUAUUACUUUUGCCAUUUUUAUGUUGUUGUACACCAAAAUAAUAAAAGGUUAUGUGUGGACUAUACAGGUAUAGGCACCACAACAUAAUCAAGUGCAUUGUCAGAAUUAUAUAUGUAUAUAUAUAUAAACUAUGAUGUGCUGAAAUGUAAUAUAUCUUCAGGUAGAAGAAAUGUAUUUUUUGGAAGGGCGGGAGUGAAAACAAACCCCACAUGCAAACAGCACCUGUGAACUGAGAAUAAAGACAGGAGCUUGUGUUUACAUUCA